Messenger RNA from Cydia pomonella (codling moth), 2557 nucleotides. Its product is annotated as probable peptidoglycan muropeptide transporter SLC46. The record is from RefSeq and is a predicted model, not a curated record. NCBI's taxonomy places the organism in Eukaryota, Metazoa, Arthropoda, Insecta, Lepidoptera, Tortricidae. Gene Ontology annotation, biological process: transmembrane transport. Gene Ontology annotation, molecular function: transmembrane transporter activity. The coding region runs from base 166 to 1620 and encodes 484 amino acids. Gene Ontology annotation, cellular component: membrane. The transcript is spliced from 9 exons.
CCAUUCGGUUUCCACUGCCGCUCUCACUCUGCCACUGCCACUCUGCCUGCUCACUGUUGGCGGCAUCGGUAGAGAAAAGAAUAACGUUAAUAUGGUUUCUGAUUCUAUUAUUCUGUUAAUGAAUUAAACUAUCUUUAUAUAGAGUACUCGGUGUUGUAUGUGAUAAUGGAUCAAAGAAAGGAUGAAAACGUUAGUGAAAUCGAAAUGCCCAUAAGAAAACCAUGGUACAAAUACGUGACAGUGGAACCGACCAUGUUCUUAUACAUGAUGGCCUACAUGAUCACCAAUGUUGUCGAACAAACAUUCUACGUGUUCCGCGCGUGCAACGUCGAUCAUGGAUACAGUGAAGAGAUCUGCUACAACAUAACAAGUUACAAAGAAAUCAACGAAGAAGUACAGGUGACAGUGUCCACCUUUCACCAAUGGAACGGCGUGGCCUGGCACAUAGUGCCGUUCGUCCUCGCGUUAUUCCUUGGCUCCUAUAGUGAUAAGAGAGGAAGAAAGUGCAUCCUGCUGGCCGGGAUGCUCGGGAAACUCUAUUUUUCCAUAAUGGCUACUGUUAAUACUAUGAAUGCAUGGCCGUUAAAUUAUGUGAUAUAUACGGCUACUUUUCCUAGUGCCUUAACCGGUUCAGACUUGGCAAUAUUCGCGGGUGUCUUCGCGUACAUAGCCGACGUCACUAACCCCGAUAAUAGAACCCUAAGAGUUGGGAUUUUAGAUGCUGUUUACUUAAGCACUAUGCCUUUGGGUGUUUUUAUUGGUAACAUUUUAUACGUGCACGUUGUGAACAGAUCGUUCACAAUAAUGUUCGUAAUCAACAGUAUCCUCAUGGUACUGGCGACUCUUCACUGUCUGUUGUUUCUCAAAUGGCAGACCAGGCCCGAGCAGUCGUCCCUGCGGGACGCCGGCGUCACCAAUCCGGUGGGUGACUUCUUUGACCUCAAAAAUGUGAAGCAAACGAUGCUCACUCUGUUUAAAAAAAGGAGUAACCACCGCACAGUAUUUUUGUGGUUCUUACUUAUAUCGAUGGCGCUGUAUACGUUUCAAAGAGACGAGAGGCCGUUUAUGUACCUGUACGUCCAGAACGUGUUCAAAUGGGACACAACUGCCUACAGCAACUUCAGAACAUAUACCAGCACAGCGUACGUGCUGCUCAUGUUCAUAGGGAUCCCACUGAUGACUAAAUUGUUCCACUGGAGAGAUACGGUGAUAGUGAUGCUAGGAGCCACGUCACACAUGGCCGGGCACUUCUUGUACGCGCAAGCGACCGCUCCUAAAACCCUAUACAUUGGUGGAGCAGUGGCUGCUCUAGGGCCCUGUGUCGCGCCGCUCGUCCGCUCUAUGACAUCCAAGGUUCUGCCGUCUUCUGAAAGAGGUGUGGCAUACACAUUUUUGUCGGUUAUGGAGAACGCCGUCGCGAUGUUCGCCUCUAUUAUAUACUCGCAAGUGUACAAUGCCACGCUCGGCACCAGUUUCCUGAAUGCCAUCUUUUAUCUUACCAUCGGGACGCAAGCCGUUGUAUUUUUCUUGUCACUCUGUAUGGAGCUAACUUUAAGGGGCCGGCGGCUUGAAUCACUAUUACCGGAGGACGAAGAAGAGAUAUCAGCGCGGACUCCUUAGGCCACUAUCAACAGUAUCAACUGUCCUAUUAGAGGUGCGGAAUUUAAUAAGCAUUCGGACAACAAUCUUUUUCAUUGACGCUGCUACCCGAACAUACGAAACUUGUUCACAAAGACUGGUCUGGAACACACAAUACCAGAAAAUAUUUGGCGCUGUGUCCGCGCUAUCUAGGGAGGGUAUGAUUAGGACGCCACGCACGAAUCCUUGUCUAUACAUACAAUAUUUUUUUAUACUAUUUGCCUUGUUCGAUUCUCUCGUCCAGAUUGUUCGUUUCGAAUGGUACACAUUUUGGCAUAUAGGCAUUUAUUUAGGCAUUUUAGGUUGCUUACACUAAUGUGUUAACAAACUGUAUGUAAUAAACUCGAAUUAUAUUUUUAUUAAGGCAUUGGGUGUCAUCUACGCUACGUACAGACGCAGUAAAUGUUGAAGGACCUCCUAGCCUCCUUGGUAGUCACCCUGCCGACAAAGCGAGAAGUGCCAGGUUCGAAUCCUGGUAAGAGCAUUUAUUUGUGUCUGUUCCUAAGUUAUAAAUGUUUUCUAUCCUUAUGUUUUCAAUUUGAAAUUGACCGUUUUUUCUUGGUUUUUAUAGAACGGUUCCAUGUAUGACUAUUUUAGCGUAUUUAGAUUAAGUUAAAUAUAUUGUUAAUGUGAUGAACCCUCCUCUAAAACUUAUCCUUCGGAUUAGGUAAAUUGUAAAAAAAAAUGAACGUAGUAUUAAUAAUGGAUUGUUCCACAUAUUGCCCAAGCGACGUAGUACCAUCAUUUAUUAUGAUUAAUUUUAAGGAUAGACACUAUGUUUAAUUAAAUACGAUGAAUUAUCGAAGUUAUAUGAAUGACUAGUUUUGUAGACAUUCAGAACAAUUACACAAUUUAUUGUUAUACAAGGUGGUAUAUUCCCUAUUGUGAUUUAUGGUAUUAUUAAACUCCACUGUUACAA